AUGAGAGUGCCAAUGCGCAGUCGCUUGCCGGGUUGCUUGAGCUGUGAAGAGGUCGGCAGCCCGAGCGCCGUCGACCGCACCGACUACGGCACAGCCUCCGGCAGCGCCCGGGGCUUCGCCCAACACCACUCGCAACAGCUCUCGCGCGCCGCCGUCAGUGGCGAUGCGCAAAACAUCAACAACGCUGCUCGCAACAUGCGUGGCCUCCAGGGCUCGCACCUCAACCUCUCACAGGCCAGCGCACAGCGCCAUAAGGAGGUGCUAGAGGUGCCAGAGGGGUCCUUCACAAAUGCGGCAGAGGGCGGGCCGCACCUCACACGUGUGCUGAGGUACCUCGCGCUCGACGAGAAGCUGGCCAAGCGCUCCGCCGAUGGCGAGAUCAACUGGGGCGAGGAGCACACCGACAUGAACCUCGUCACCGUUUUGCCGGGCGGCGCCUUUUACGAGAUGGAGCCGGGCGGCGCCUUGAAGGAUGGAAAGCGCUGGCUGCCAAGCAUGGAGGAGCGCUCCUGGAGAGGAUUCCCCGAGACGCUGAAGAAGGCGGGGCUCUACUUGCGCGCGCGGCCGACCAAGGAGCACGAGACUGGCCAGAAGGUCAAGGGGACGCCACCGCCCGGCUGCUUCCUCGCACAAGUCGGCCAGCAGCUGGAGGUGCUCUCGGGCGGCGCCUUCAUCGCGACGCCGCACGUCAUCACGGCCCCGGAGAUCCCCAAGUGGAGCCGCUGCUCCAUGGCGCAUUUUGUUCACCUGCGGAGCGACGCGCUGGUGGUGCCAGUCCUGGGCGCCAAGGGUGCGGAGGAGGACGCGGACGAGGCGUAUGCGCCGCCCGUCCUCGCGGGGACCUACGUGCUCAAAACGCUGGUCGACAUUGGCCUGGCGGGGAAAGACCAGCUCGACAAGCUGGGGUACCGCAACUAUGGACGCCUCGCAGAGCAGCGCGCCGUGGACGCGAAGGUCGAGAGCCGCGUCAGCGGCUGUGCGCAGGCCGAUCCGCGGCUCUCGCAGGCGGCGUAG
Molecule: messenger RNA, 1014 nt
Organism: Emiliania huxleyi CCMP1516
Lineage: Eukaryota; Haptophyta; Isochrysidales; Noelaerhabdaceae
Exons: 4
Coding region: 1-1014 (337 amino acids)
Source: RefSeq, a predicted model, not a curated record